AUGAGAGCAGCUGCACGGCUACUCGCCGCCGUUAGGCAAGGAAAAUAUCUCGAGCCCGGCACGCCGACCGGCCUCACAGGCCUACUCACCCACCCGUCGCCGCGUUCGUCGCUCCUCUACCACUACACCGCGACCCUCGACAAGCUUCAGCAGAUCCCAGAGUCCUCCAUCUACCGCCAGUCUACCGAAGCGCUCACGAAGCAUCGCCUGAAGAUCAUCGAGGAGGCGACACCCGUAGGAUGGGCGCAAUGGCAGGAGACUAUCCGGAGUAAAAUUCACGACGAUCCGUCCGCAUUCGAGUUCACGGAAACCUCGCAAGGAACCGUUGCCAAACCGCCAAAGUACCAAGAGAUUGACCCUAGGACAAUUCACGCGGAGUGGGACGGAGAGGCUCUGGUUAACUUCCCGCCAGGCAUGCGCACUCAAGCCCAGCGAACAUCUCACGUGAAAGCAUUCAAGGGCGAUGUGAAUUACAACCCUGAGAGGACAAUUUCCCCGAUCAAGCUCCCUCCGGAGCCGCAGAUAUCCGAACUCGAGAGCAGGCUUGGCGGCGGUCUGAUUGAGGAGGUCAUUCAGGUUGCAGAGGGCGAGCACCAACUCGUGGAUGAGAUGAUCAAGGCGAAGGUGUAA
Molecule: messenger RNA, 630 nt
Organism: Didymosphaeria variabile
Lineage: Eukaryota; Fungi; Ascomycota; Dothideomycetes; Pleosporales; Didymosphaeriaceae
Exons: 2
Coding region: 1-630 (209 amino acids)
Biological process (GO): respiratory electron transport chain
Source: RefSeq, a predicted model, not a curated record